AUGAUCUGUCUACGCAUAGGUCCAAAAUUAUUUGCUCCGUUCAUCAGCGACAACAAUACACUGGUGUACCUCCUUGGACAAUCUAACCUAAUCUCAUUGGAAGCACGACUAUUCUUACCGAAAUCUAUCCAGCAAAAUUAUUCGUGGAGCACUAACGCCUUUAGGUCCAAGGUUGGGGAUUAUUUAUUUUACAAACAAUGA
This is a messenger RNA of Plasmopara halstedii, 201 nucleotides long. RefSeq lists its product as uncharacterized. The record is from RefSeq and is a predicted model, not a curated record. The transcript is spliced from 2 exons. Bases 1 to 201 code for a protein of 66 amino acids. Lineage: Eukaryota; Oomycota; Peronosporomycetes; Peronosporales; Peronosporaceae.